GUAGGCCUUAACCGAAUUCCAAGCCAUUUACAUUUCUAGGUAGCUGUUUACCCUUAUUAACGCUUAGCUACUAAUCACCAUGCGAUCAUUCAUUGCUCUUCUUGUGCCCGUCCUCGCGGCUGCGGCAAGUCCUAUUGGAAUCGUCGGCAACGGUGAUACUCCCAAGCCGGAUGAGAUCACCAUCGUCAGCGCCUCCGCGAGUGGAAACGGAUGUCCUCAAGGGACCGUGACGACGGACCUCUCCCCGGAGCGAACAGUUAUCACUUUCGGGUUUGAUGCUUUUCAGGUGUACACCGGGCCUGGCACCAAGCAGUCGGACAAGUCUAAGAACUGCCAGCUCCAUCUGAACCUCAAGUACCCAGGGGGGUUCCAAUUCGCCGUGGUCGAGUCUACAUACCAUGGCUAUGCCCAGCUCGAGGAUGGCGUGACCGGUACCUUCUAUUCGACCUAUUAUUUCUCCCAAGAUGCCGCUGCUACCACCACGACUCGAACCUCGAUCGACGGAGGUGGGCUCUGGACUGACGGCCAGGUAUAUACCAAGCAAGAUCAAGUCCCUACUGCAUCGAUCAUCUGGUCGCCUUGCGGCGCUACGGGUAUUCUCAACGUCAACAACCGCAUCGCGCUGACGUCGAGCAAUACGACCGCCUCGGGCCAGAUCUCAGAUGACGAUGCUACCGUCGCUUUCACUCAGCAGGUCCACGUGAGCUGGCAGGCUUGUAAAUAGGAUAAGCGAAACGGUUCAAGAUUCGUGUGUACGACAGUGGGGUAAAGUCAAGGCGUUAUGGAAGUUUAUGAGCACGUGAGAGGGUAGGUAGGUAAGUAGGUAGGUAGGUGGUGAGUGAUUAUCAUCUAGGGAAGGGAUAUUAGCAGGGCUACUCGUAUAUCAAGUAUUGCGUUUCUGUGGAAACGUACUUAUGAAUAUUUCGAGUUACAUUACCUUUCUUAUUUCUGAUCUCCUUUUGUGCUGCUUAAAGGUAAACAAAUCUUGAGCGAUGGGUUUCGCGGAUCACUACCUAGGUACUACCUUAUUUGCGCCAAAUUAGUAAUUAUAAGAUUCCCUUGAUUAGGUAG
Molecule: messenger RNA, 1071 nt
Organism: Annulohypoxylon maeteangense
Lineage: Eukaryota; Fungi; Ascomycota; Sordariomycetes; Xylariales; Hypoxylaceae
Exons: 3
Coding region: 80-724 (214 amino acids)
Source: RefSeq, a predicted model, not a curated record